AUGACUCAAUCACUGCUUUUAUUUCCACAUAAUGUACUUGAAUUUCGAGAUGCUGCCUUUUUUGAUUUGGUUGGACAGUUUUGUGGUGAAGAUAUUGUAGAAUAUUUACAACUACUUCGUGUUCGUUCAGUUCGUUCACUCCUUGAUGUUAAUGAUAUUUUCUUACCAUUACAGCAAGAUUAUGUUGAAUUAGCUAUUGUCAAGAAGAAAUUAGCAUUUUGUCGUUCUGAUGGUAGUUGUAUAAUCAAAAUUGGAAUCCAGCACGACGUUGAUAAAUUAUUGAACAGCCUUCGAAAUACAUCAAUUAAUAAUGGACAAAUGACAACUGCUGUUACUGAUGAAAAUGACUUAAUAAUACCAUUCGAGAUUUUACAACAAUAUCCGUUUCUCAAAGGUUUAAUCAACUUCUUCAUCACAUCUUCUCAAAAUUCUCAUUCAACUGAUAAACCUUUUCUACAUUACUUCCUUGAAAACUUUCUUUCAAAUUUAACUGUCGCCGAAAGUCGAUAUCGUUAUAAUGAACAAGUACUUGAUUUCGCUGUCUGCUUAUCUAUUUUAGCAGGCCACAACGCUUAUGAAUUUUUACGUAUUAAUAUGCCUGGUGCAUUACCUAGCUUAAUCACAAUUCAAGCAAAAUUAUCCAAAGCAGGAUUUCGUGCAUUAGAAGGUGAAUUCCGCUACGAUGAUAUGAAUAAAUAUAUGAAUGAAAUUAAUUCAAAAUUUGCAUUUUGUAGUGAAGAUUGUACGAGUACUUUACGUAGAAUCGUAUAUGAUGUUCGAUCAAAUUCAUUUAUUGGAUUUACACCACCACUCGACGAAAAUGGUAUGCCUCACAUUAAAUAUUUUCGAACAAACUCAAUUGAAGAUUUAAAAAGUUGGUUUGAAGAAAAAGAAAUGUCUCAUUUACUUAAUUUACAUAUGAUCCAACCAAUAUGUAUUAAUAAUCAAAUCAGUCCUUCUUUUGCAUUAGCUGCAUAUGGAACAAAUGGAAAAUACACUGCCCUUGAUAUUAUUCGUCGUUGGUAUACAAUUUUUGAAGAAAGUUCAUCACGAGGUAUACGGAUCGUAGGAUAUUCAACAGAUACUGAUCCAAAGUAUUUAUUAGCCAUGAAGCUGGUUUCUGGUUUUUUUGGUGUCUUAAUCAAUAACCCAAAAUCAAAACACUCUUCAUUACUAAAGGUUGCUGUACCAACUUCUUGGUCGUGGUUUUAUUUACCACGUGAACAGUUAUUCUUAUUCAUGCAAGAUGCAACUCACGUUUGCACCAAACUUCGUAAUCGACUUUUACAAUCUUCAGCUAUUAUGAUGAUGGGUGAAAAUGUAAUUAGUAUUGAUUAUUUAUUGCAACUUAUUGAAUCACAAUCGAAAUUCAAGCACAAUUUGGUCAAGUCGGACAUCUGUCCUCGUGACAAACAAAAUUAUAGAUCGUGCGAAAAGUUAUGUGCUGCAUUAGAAUAUUUAAAAGAAAUUAGUGGUUCGGAUGCUACAGUCGUAUAUAUCAAUAUUAUUCGUUGUGUAAUUAUAGCAUUCAUUGAUACAUCAACAACAACUUCUGACCGGAUAUAUCACGCCUGGUUAGCCGUUUUCCUAUGUCGAUUGUGGCGUACAUGGCUUGAUUUGAUACCCAAACGACAAUUAGAUAAACAUAUUUCAGAAAUGAAUAAUAUUUCCGAAAUUGCCAAAGAUAAAUUCAAACAAAAAACAACAAAACGAAAUUUCUUCAUUACAUCACCGAGUUUUUUGUCUUGA
Molecule: messenger RNA, 1749 nt
Organism: Rotaria sp. Silwood1
Lineage: Eukaryota; Metazoa; Rotifera; Eurotatoria; Philodinida; Philodinidae
Source: the annotation of a GenBank genome assembly